UUCACCAUAAUUCUCCUUUAAAUUCUCCCUUUUUUUAUACAAUUUACUCAUUAUAUCACUGCAAUUCAACUUCCAAAUCUCAUAUAAUCAUAAUUACAAACUUCAAUUCAUCCAUUUAUCCUCUAUACGCUUACAAUUUCAUAUUCAUAAUUUCAUAUCCAUUUAUCUUCAAUUUCUAUUGAAAAUUUGAGGUUUGGUUCGCAAUCUGAGUGUUAUAUUGGUGAACAGAACAAUUGAAUUGAAUUGAAUUGAAUCAUUCAUACACUCACUUCGUGAUAUGCACUUUGAGAUGAAUAUUUGACCUAAUUUCAGACCUUUGAUUGAGAGUGAGUCCUCAUGUCUGGCCAGAAAAAUGAUUACGGGAAAAGAUCUCAUUAUCAAUCCGAUAAUCCUCUUAACGGUGGAGGUAAAAGAAGAAAUCCCGAAGAUGAACGAGAAUCAAACGCUAUAGGACCUGAAGAUACUGUUUACCGUUAUCUAUGCCCUAAUAAGAAAAUCGGAAGCAUUAUAGGAAGAGGUGGUGAUAUCGUGAAGCAGUUAAGGUCCGAAACUCAAGCCAAGAUUAGAAUUAACGACACGGUUCUCGGGUGUGAGGAGCGUGUAGUGAUAAUUUAUAGUUCGAGUGAGGAAACCAAUAGGUUUGGAGAGAAUGAUGAUCUUGUUGCACCUGCGCUUGAUGCUUUGUUUAAGGUUCAUGAUAGAAUUAUUGCUGAAGAACCGGUUGAUGACCAGUUUGAUGAAUUUCAAAUAGUUACUGUUAGAUUGUUGGUUCCUGCUGAUCAGAUCGGUUGUGUGAUUGGAAAAGGCGGGCAAGUUGUUCAGAACAUACGCAAUGAAACACGCGCUCAGAUUAAGAUUUUGGGUGAUGAUCAUUUGCCACGUUGUGCAUUAACUUCUGAUGAGCUUCUCCAGAUAAGUGGUGAUGCAAUAGUGGUUAGAAAAGCCCUGUUUCAAUUAGCGUGUCGGCUUCACGAUAAUCCAUCGCGAUCCCAACACCAACUUUUGUCAUCCUCAUCCAAUCUUUACAAAACCAGCGGUGGUUACGCGGGCUUCGCGGUGCCCAAUUCUGCUCUAACGGGCCCUGCACAGGAAUUCUCGCUUCGGUUAGUUUGUCCAACUGAAAACAUCGGGAGUGUGAUUGGUAAAGGCGGCGUAAUCAUCAAACAAAUCCGGCAAGAAUCUGGUGCGAUGAUUAAAGUUGACAGCUCAGCAUCCGAGGGUGAUGAUUGUCUGAUAACGGUAUCUGCGAAAGAGGCGUUUCAAGAACCGUCGCCGACAAUUGAUGCGGUUUUGCGAUUGCAGCCACGGUGCAGUGAAAAAACCGAAAGGGAGCCGGGUGAUGCUGUGUUCACGACCCGAUUGUUGGUACCGGCUUCGCGAAUCGGUUGUUUGAUUGGUAAAGGUGGUGCGAUUAUUUCCGAAAUGAGAAGUUUAACUAGAGCAAGUAUUCGUAUUUUAAGUAAAGAAAAUCUUCCCAAAGUUGCAUCUGAAGAUGAAGAGAUGGUUCAGAUUACCGGAGAUAUCAAUGUGGUGAGCAGUGCUCUGCUGCAAGUGACGACGCGGUUAAGAGCUAAUAUAUUCGAGACCAGCGGAUACGCAUCCUCGUCUGGGAGAUACGAUUCAGAGUUUGACGGUUAUGGUAGUUAUGGUGGUUCGCAGAUCGGUGGAAGUGGUUACGGAGCGUAUGGCGCGUACACCGGGCGUAUGAAGCCAUAAUCGUUCGAUUUAAAAAGAUGUUUAAAUUAUGUAUGUUUUUUGUCUAAAUUUUUCAGAGAACAGCAAUCGCGGUUUUUUUUUCACUUCAUCGGAUAUCUGUCUGUUUUGUGUAUUAUAAAUGUACCACCUUUGUCCCAUGAAAGGUAUAGCUAGUUUAGGAAUGGUAAUUUGUCUUUAUAAACACUUCAAAGCCAGUUUUAUUAAUGUAUGUGAGCAUGGUUAUUGUAAUAUUUGGUAAUAGAGGAAUGGUAUUUCUGUAACAUGACCCAAAUCUAAUACAAAUAUUAUUACAUUU
Messenger RNA from Helianthus annuus (common sunflower), 2011 nucleotides. Its product is annotated as KH domain-containing protein HEN4. Gene Ontology annotation, cellular component: cytoplasm; nucleus. The transcript has 5 exons. NCBI's taxonomy places the organism in Eukaryota, Viridiplantae, Streptophyta, Magnoliopsida, Asterales, Asteraceae. Gene Ontology annotation, molecular function: mRNA binding. Gene Ontology annotation, biological process: regulation of gene expression. The record is from RefSeq and is a predicted model, not a curated record. The coding region runs from base 337 to 1716 and encodes 459 amino acids.